Molecule: messenger RNA, 567 nt
Organism: Ascochyta rabiei
Lineage: Eukaryota; Fungi; Ascomycota; Dothideomycetes; Pleosporales; Didymellaceae
Product: GTP-binding protein
Exons: 4
Coding region: 1-567 (188 amino acids)
Biological process (GO): small GTPase-mediated signal transduction
Cellular component (GO): plasma membrane
Molecular function (GO): GTP binding; GDP binding; GTPase activity
Source: RefSeq, a predicted model, not a curated record
AUGCCUGCCCCGCCGAAGCAGAGGAAGAUGGCCAUUGUCGGCAGUAGAGCGGUCGGAAAGUCGAGUAUGACGGUGCAAUUCGUCGACGGCCACUUUGUCGACAGCUACUACCCUACUAUCGAGAACACGUUCAGCAAGAUGAUCAAGUGGAAGAACCAGGACUUUGCUACCGAGAUCAUCGACACAGCUGGCCAGGAUGAGUACAGCAUUCUUAACUCGAAGCAUUUCAUUGGCAUCCAUGGCUACAUGAUUGUCUACUCGGUCGCAAGCAAACAGAGCUUCGAGAUGGCGCGCAUCAUCCGCGACAAGAUCCUCAACCACCUUGCUGUCGAAUGGGUCCCCAUUGUCAUCGUUGGCAACAAAUCCGACUUGCGUCCCGAGCAGCGCCAGGUCACGCCCGAAGACGGCAAAGCACUCGCCCAAGAAUUCAAGUGCGGCUGGACGGAAGCAAGUGCGCGGUACAACGAGAACGUCGAGAAGGCGUUCCAGCUCUUGAUCGAACAGGUGGAGACGAGCCAGAAUCCUGGUGAGCCCACUGGCGGCAAGAGUGGGUGCCAGGUCAUGUAA